Molecule: messenger RNA, 902 nt
Organism: Zingiber officinale
Lineage: Eukaryota; Viridiplantae; Streptophyta; Magnoliopsida; Zingiberales; Zingiberaceae
Exons: 4
Coding region: 88-645 (185 amino acids)
Source: RefSeq, a predicted model, not a curated record
CAUUUACCUUUGUCAUCACACUACCAUCGCAAAGUGGGGUUUCGUCCAUUCUCAGCUCCGCCGCCUCCUCUCCUCGUGCCGACGACGAUGGCCACCAUUGCUGCUGCCGUCUCUGCUCGAACUCUCAUGACCUUGCUCGCUCGUCGCUCUUAUUGGACAGCCAACACCGCCGCGAGGGCUCUAGCGGUCUCUUUCCAAGCCCCUACCCUUCCGAACUCGUCUCUCUUCAAAAGGAGUGCUGCUACACUCGUCGCCCAGCCAGUUCGGUUACCGUUCAAGAAUCAUGCGUCCUCCCUCUCAGCUCGAUACUUCUCCGCGCUGAGUCCUGAGAUGAAGUUGACACUAGAUAAGUUGAUUCAGUCCCACAAGGUCCUGCUUUUCAUGAAAGGAACCAAAGAUUUUCCUCAGUGCGGUUUCUCGAACGCUGUUCUGCAAAUAUUAAAGACGUUGAACGUACCCUUUGAGACAGUGAACAUACUCGGAGAUGAUACUUCUCUGCGUGAGGGGAUGAAGGCAUACUCCAGCUGGCCAACUUUUCCCCAACUCUACAUUGAUGGAGAGUUCUACGGUGGCUGUGAUAUUACUGUUGAAAAAUUCAAGAGUGGGGAGUUGCAGGAACGAUUAGAGAAAGCAUUGUCUUCUUGAUGGUUUUUCAUCUUCGGAUAAUUUUGAUAUUCUGGGACUGGACAAACAUGUAAAAGGGUUUCAGGAGCAAGUUGCUUUUGCUUGUCAUUUAUAGUGAUCGUUCAAUAAUGCUAGAUUUUCACUAAUUUUAUCGAGUUGUGCACUGUAUCUUUUACAUGUUUUAGGUGGAUCAAACUGCUCUGUUGGAUCAUUUCUACUGGAAUAGUUAUUGAGAGACUUGUAUGCAGAUGAAUGAAUUUUGCACAUAAAGUAUAUAA